GAACAAUCAGUUAUGAGUUGGUUGUAGAGCUAUGUGGGUGUUGGUGUUAGUUAAUUAAGUAGGCUUUUGAAAUGUCUUUGGUACGAGCUUUGUUGGAUAAAUUUUGGAGCCCGGAUGUGUGGCUGCCUCCAAAUGUUACUUGGGCUGAUUUGGAACCGAAUGAUAAAAUAGCUUAUGCCAAUUACAGACAUCUGGUGAUACCUUUGCCAUUGGCAUUUAUGUUGUUGGGUAUAAGAUUUAUUUUGGAAAGGUACUGGUUUGCUCCUGUUGGCAUUUCUCUGGGUAUCAAAAAUACAAAACCAAAGAAGGCCCCACCUAAUGCAAUUUUAGAGAGGGCGUAUUUAUGUGAGGGAAAAAUUAAGCAUAAGCAGAUUGUGGGGCUGUCCAAACAAGUGGAAUUGUCAGAGAGGCAAGUUGAACGCUGGUUACGUCUCAGACGUGCACAGGAUAAACCAUCAACAUUAACAAAGUUUUGUGAGACAUGUUGGAGGUGGUUAUACUAUACAUACUCAUUUUCAUAUGGUGUGUUCUGCUUGUGGGAUAAGCCAUGGUUGUGGGACAUUAAUCAUAGUUGGUAUGAUUAUCCUCACCAGGGCAUCACUUCAGACUGCUGGUGGUAUUAUAUGAUUUCCCUGGCAUUCUAUUGGUCACUGGCAGUGUCACAGUUCUCUGAUGUAAAGCGCAAGGAUUUCCGUCAGAUGUUUAUACAUCAUAUAGCUACCAUAUGCCUUAUGGGAUUCUCAUGGAUGUGCAACCUCCAUCGCAUUGGAACAUUGGUGCUCCUGACACAUGAUUGUGCUGAUAUUUUGCUUGAGGCAGCCAAAAUGGCAAAGUAUGCAAACUACCAGAAGGUGUGUGAUGCAUUAUUUGUAGUAUUUACAUUGUUAUGGAUUACAACACGUCUGGGCAUCUACCCUAUGUGGAUCAUUUACAGUACAACCAUCGAGGCUCCAAAUUAUGUGGAAAUGUUUCCUGCCUACUACAUUUUCAACUCCUUGCUUAUCUUGUUGCUGGUUCUACAUUUGUUCUGGACUUAUGUGAUACUGAAGAUUGCAUACAAGUCCAUUGUUGCUGGGCAGAUGGAAGGAGACAUCCGGAGUUCUUCAAGUGAUGAGGUGUCUGAUGAAUCUGGUAACCAUCCCAUUACCUCUCUUGCAUCACCAAAUAGCCUUCAUUUAUUAAAUAAUUCAAACAAUUGACUGAUCAAUAACUGAUGCUUUGUUUGAACUUUUUACAAAAAAGGAUUUCUAUCUUCAAAUGAAGAACUCAGACAAGUGUGAACACAGGAUUGAUGAAUGAUGAGACAGAAUUUAUACACAAACAUCACAACUGACAGUGAGAUUUCUGGAAAGGACAGUGUUUAUUUUGGUGUUAUAACUUAUUCAUGUCAAGCUCUGUAAUCCUUCACUGUUUCAAGAAAGUCAUGGAGUAUGCAUUUAUUUCCUAUUCGUUACUCUUACAUAGAGUACCACAUGUUCCUUUAUGAUCUUCAUUGAUUAGUGCACACAGAAUUAAUGUCACUUCGAUGUUUAUAGAUUGUUGAACAAUACAUUACAUAUUGAAAUGUACAGGAGUCUCAGGACUAACUAUGGAUAGCUAUGCCAAAUUGUCAUGGCUGUUUCAUUUAAAUUUCAGAAUGGAAUAUUAACUUACAAAGUGGCAUUUUCUUGUAUUUAGCACAUAUUUAUAGUGGCCAGAAUUGCUACAGGUGUACAUACUUUCAGAAGUCAGACAGAUUCCGGACUUAAGAAGAAAAAGUGGUCUUUUCAUGUGCAUUUGUUUUGUAAUGAUUAACAAACAUCCUUUGAAUAUGUGAAGGAAAUUUACAUUGUACUGGGUCUGCAAUUUAUGAGGCUGCGGUCGUGCUUGCAUUGCGUGGGCGGAAUUUGUGCGCGUUCUUCCGGUGGGUGACCGGCGAAUCAGUUUCAGUGCCGCUAGUAACAGCGAACUAUGAAUAUUUCUCGUCACUAAUACAUGUUUUACAUUAAUUGUUCUUACUUUAAAUCACAAAAGAUGUUCAAAGUGACUUACUUGUGCUUGCAGGCAAACUUCACAUCUCGUUAACAUGUUUCGAAAUACUCUUUGAAGCUCUUUUUUAGGAAAUUGCCGAAUAUUUUCUUUAAGUACUUCUGCCCACAUCAACAGAGCGCCAGCCGACCACGCAAUGCAAGCACGACCAUCAGCCUCAUAAAUUGUAGACCCGGUACAAUCAAGAAAACUUCAAUGCCUAUUUGAAUUAAUCUCAGAUCUUCUGUAAAGAGGAGUAUAUAAUUAAAUAUUGAUUACCUGCAGCUAACACAUUGGUUGCAAAGAGUAUUGGAGGUGACUCGUGUCUAUCAUAGUGCUAUAUAUUACUUGGUCUCUUGUUUUAAGUAUUGUUGUGUACAAUGUUUGCACAUAAGGCACAAUAUUAAAUGUGUGGAUUUUUGGGGAAAAUACUAUAUAAGUUUUUAAGGGGAUAACUUGUUUUUACACUUGCAUUAAUAUACAACCCUUAGAUGAGGCAUGGUAGUAGCCAAAGGGGAGAAAGAAUUAAACAAAUGGUAGGUGUUUACAGAUCUGUAAGAUGGAUAUCAGAUUAUUAAGACAUUAUCAAGUGUGAGUAUGUGCCCUUUUAAUAAGACUGUGUUCAUCAAUAAAGAAGUCAGUCAA
Molecule: messenger RNA, 2652 nt
Organism: Zootermopsis nevadensis
Lineage: Eukaryota; Metazoa; Arthropoda; Insecta; Blattodea; Termopsidae
Gene: schlank
Product: ceramide synthase schlank
Biological process (GO): ceramide biosynthetic process
Cellular component (GO): membrane
Molecular function (GO): DNA binding; sphingosine N-acyltransferase activity
Source: RefSeq, a predicted model, not a curated record